Messenger RNA from Callorhinus ursinus (northern fur seal), 3572 nucleotides. It is a transcript of the gene FAM107B, whose product is annotated as family with sequence similarity 107 member B. The record is from RefSeq and is a predicted model, not a curated record. Lineage: Eukaryota; Metazoa; Chordata; Mammalia; Carnivora; Otariidae.
AUGUCCACAUGGAAAGCAAGGCUCACCAAAAGACUGAAAUCUCCAUCUAGAAGGAUGCAUCCUUUUCCAUGCUCAGCUCUGCUUGCUUGUUUUGGGAAUACAAGGGAGAAUGCGCCCUUUGAUCAGCCCAGCGCAGCUGAUACUCAUUCCACCAUCUAUGUUCAGCCCAUGGCCAAAGCAGGGAGGCACUCAAGUCACUCGAAAGGGGAAGAAGGAACUUCAGAGAAAAGGCGAGAUUCUGACAACCGCUUAGAGAAAAAUGGCAGUGCAAAUCUGAAUUCAAGUAACCACACUGCCAACGAGCCUGCUGAGACCCCUGAGGAUUCAUCUGGGUCACUAGAAGGUAAAUCGGACUGUGAAGCAGUUACUUUCCAGACUUCUAUCCCCAGACCAUCAAUUAUUGAAAUGCCAAUGGAAGAAGAGGAAUCCCAGGAAGAACCUAAAUGCCUCGAGUUGGGACAGAAGAUGGCAUCAGACGGCCCAUCUGAGGGUACUGACCUUAAGGACGCCUAUCUCAUCCCAAGAAACAUCAUGGCUGAGCCAGACUACAUAGAAGAUGACAAUCCUGAACUAAUUAGGCCUCAGAAACUAGUCAAUCCUGUAAAAACGUCCCGCAACCAUCAGGAUCUUCACAGAGAACUUCUCAUGAAUCAAAAAAGGGGUCUUGCCCCUCAGAACAAGCCAGAAUUGCAAAAAGUGAUGGAAAAGAGAAAACGAGAUCAAGUAAUAAAGCAGAAAGAAGAAGAAGCACAAAAGAAGAAAUCUGACUUGGAAAUAGAACUAUUAAAACGGCAGCAGAAGCUGGAGCAGCUUGAACUUGAGAAACAGAAAUUGCAAGAAGAACAAGAAAAUGCCCCAGAGUUUGUGAAGGUUAAAGGCAAUCUCAGGAGAACAGGCCAAGAAGUGGCCCAAGCGCAGGAGUCGUAGGCCCUGGCGACAGAGACCGCGCGCCCAGCCCACCACGCGGGGAAGCUGCGAGCAGGCGCCUCCUCAACCAAUGCUUGAUCUCAGGGCCAAAGCCCCUGGAGAGAACCCCAGCCAGCAGAGAAUUGUUACUUUAAAAAGGAUUUGGUUUUGGUUUUCCUACAAUCCGGGUGGAUAAAUGAUCUGUGACAGUUGCAAUUCCUAUUCGCCAAACGAAGGAUGUUGACCAGCACUUAAGUUGGCAUAAGUGAACCUGUGUUCAAAGACUUUAAAAAAAAAAAAAAAAAAAAAACCCACAACAGCAAAAAAGAAAGAGGACACUGGAAUAAAUUCUAGAGAGUUGCACUACUUGGUUUUCCUUCCAGGCCAAGUUUAAUGGGGCACAGAGCCUUUUUUCUUCUAAAAUCUAAAGAAAAUGUGUUUUGUUUCUUCCUUUAGUUAUCUAUUAGAUAAUUUAGAUCACAUAGGACGUUGUUUGACCUGUUAACAUCCAGCAUUUGUAAAAUCCUUUUUGAGAAUCUAGAAUUUUCUUGUUCCAUUUUACUUUCACCUGUGUUAUAUUGACACCCAAGAGCGUUAAUGUUGAACACAGCUGUUACCUUUUUUGACAUUAAGAUUCAGAAAUAGGGUGAGAAGGUUUAAAAAUAUGGGAAAAAAAUACAUGUAAAAGAUAAAGAAAAACACGUAAGUGUUCAUCUUGAUCUUAUUUUAGUUCCUUUUGGUUCUCUGAUAUUAGAAUGUGCUAUGGUGACAUUCCAGUUCGGAGAAGGCACAUCAUACAAAUCCACCUAUUGCUUUGAUAACUGUUAGAAUUUUGUUUUGUUUGGUUUUUGAAUUUCUUGCUGAGCUAAUCCUUUUAUAUGAAACAGUCUCCCAGUCCUUCGGAGAAGAAAAACUAGUCCAUAUUACCCAACUUCAGUGUCGAAAGUAGAGGGUGCAAAUCUUUGAGAGCAGUCUGGGGAAUGUUCCCAAACUCCUCCAAAGAACAAGGAGGAGUUCUUUGGGUAUUUUAAUGUGAAACAAACAUAGGUUGGUCUCCAGGAGGCCUAGCUGGAAGGUUGGUAGUAUUUGUACAUUUUGAGAGAAUCCAAGUUUUGGAAAAUUUCAGAUGAAGGAUCACAUACUGCUUCGUUUCUUUUCUUGUGAAGAAAGAUUGUUCCCCCGCUCUGUUGGAGGUGAUGACUACUGUACAGCAUCUCAGGAAGCACCGAGGUGAAGGGAGAGACUGCCCCGCUUCCGCACGCUAGCCAGCUUGCUCCCCAAAGUGAAGUCCUAGUCGAACAGCAAAAUCCUGAUGCAAAAUGCAUUUGAUUACUGCUGGUACGGGCAGGGGUAUAUUCUACUUAGGGUGAUCUGGAAGAAUUUAUGUGGAUUCAGUAUGUUCUCCAUCAAGAUGAUUCAGCCAGUCAUUUCUACAGUGAAGAGUCUUCUUAAACUUCCUUUACAGGCUCAUAGAAAACUGGAUCCCAGGCUGUUAAUCCUAAUAAGCAUAGUAGAAAUUAGCUUUCUAUGGGAAUGCUUUAUGUUUUCAUAGUUGACAGGCUCAUAUUCAAUCCUCAUGUGAACAACAUAAAGGUAAACACAAUGACAAUAUACUGCUAGUCAGAGGACCAUGUCGGUUACACCUAAAAUGGGUGAUUUCUCAUCAGUAAGUAUUAAUGAAUAAAAUAUGAGAUGCUUAAGAUAAAAUGUUGCUCUAUAAUAGUUUGCUUUUGAAGGAUGGAGUGGUAGCUGUUUUUUUCCCAUCCUAGCUUUUGAGAGAAGAAAGUAUGUUAAAUGAUCAUCUUGAAAGUACCUUUCUGAUCACACAUUGAUUGGAGUGCUUUUUUUGUGUAUAUGGGCUGAUGAUGAAAUUUGCAAAAUGAAGAUUCAUGACUGGCUCAUAGCUUCUCACCUAACUGGAUGUUGGAUCUUAAGUCCUGUGCCCUUGAAGCAAUUCUGCCACUUGAUAAAAUUCUCAAGGGCCCUGAUAGGCCCCGUUAGCAGGACUGAUUCUGUUCCUAGAACUUACCUAGAAUUCAUUCUUCACUGGGAAGAAAAAUUACAAAAGCAUUUCCCUCCCAAUCGCACUCACCAGUCUGCACAAUGACAUGUAGUGAGUAGUACAAAGUCUGGCCAAAAGACUUGUAAAUAGUGUGAAGUGAUGUCUUAUGACCAAAUGGUGGAAUGUACAGGUAGAGAAGCUCUCUGACGUUGUCAGAUCAGCUCGGCUCACAAGCCUGAGUUUCAAAGGGCGCCCGUCUCUCCUCCACACAUUAAUACUGUACAGUCCAAACUCCUAGGACUCAACGAACAUCCGAGCAGUUUUGUGCUUUGAGCCACUUUUUGACAAGAAUGGCUCCAUUUUUCCACUCUGUGGUUUUCUUAAACUAGUUCAGUGUUUUAUAGUCUCCCGGUAGUAAAGUAGUGUUGCUUUCUAAGCUACAAUAAACGGUUGACUUUAUUCUUCUACUCUGAAAAAUCUUGACUUGUUUGAGUGUAUAUAGUAUAUAUAAAGGGAGCCUUAAUGGAUUUGUUUUCAUAAUUUAAUAUUUUUUGUAUUUGCUCUUGUACAAUUGUUUUUAAUGGAAAGUAUUACAGAAUUGAGGGUGGAAUUCUUAGAACCAAAGUUAUUCUUAAUAAAAAUCACCACACGCUUGGACCAUGAA